AUGGCCGUCACCUCUAUAUUCUCUCCAGCUGCCCAUUAUCCAACAGCUCCUUCCCUUGAUGAUUGUGAUGAUCCUGCGGCCGCAUUCACAUUGCCCCCGGUAGCUUCAGCAGGGUCGUUGGCGCCAAGAACAAAGCGACGUCGUCUAGCACCGCCAUCACCAGCGAUGGGGGGUGGUCAAGAUCAUCAUCCGAUGAUCGCCGAGAAAAAGAAGGAAGCCACCUCCAUGGUCACUCGGGCCGCAGCUUCUACGAUCAAGACUUCGUCUUGCAGCUCGAGCUCAAAGAUCAAAAGGUCUAGUUGUGCGAAGAUCGCUGCUCGACCAUCCAAGAAAGAAGAAACGAGAAAGAAGAGGAAGACGCCGACGCGCGCGAGGAGAUACGCUAAAAAGUCGUCCCGCUACGUUGGAGUCUCGGGUACGAAUAAAGGCAAGCAAAUAUACGUUGGUUCAUGCAGCAAUGAGGAAGCCGGAGCCAGGAUUUAUGACCGAGCUUACAUCAAGUUCCGCGGCCAAAACUGCCCAAACUUUCCCUACUCGGAUUACGUGCACGAGAUCCCCCAGUGGAUCAAUCUGCCCGACAAGGAAUUCAUCACCAUGCUACGUCAAAUGAGUCGCGGCAAGUCGUUGAUCUGGUUUACACCCGACCUUCUUGGAGGUGACGCUGGCUUUCCACGCACGAGGGAGACUCGGCCUCGAGCAUCAAACUAUCGCGGAGUAUAUCGUCUCAAAAAGUCAAAAUGUCAAGAAUGGGCGGCCUCCAUAACGCUGGACUCUCGUGCGAUUCGACUGGGUGAGUCUUUUCAGGAGCUGAACUAUAAUAUUUGGUUUUUUAUUGUUUGUUUUGCAUUUCCAGGGGCAUAUGGGACACAAGAGGAGGCAGCAAGGUGA
Molecule: messenger RNA, 888 nt
Organism: Selaginella moellendorffii
Lineage: Eukaryota; Viridiplantae; Streptophyta; Lycopodiopsida; Selaginellales; Selaginellaceae
Product: floral homeotic protein APETALA 2-like
Exons: 6
Coding region: 1-888 (295 amino acids)
Biological process (GO): regulation of DNA-templated transcription
Molecular function (GO): DNA-binding transcription factor activity
Source: RefSeq, a predicted model, not a curated record